This is a messenger RNA of Abrus precatorius (Indian licorice), 1534 nucleotides long. RefSeq lists its product as uncharacterized. The record is from RefSeq and is a predicted model, not a curated record. Bases 204 to 1301 code for a protein of 365 amino acids. The transcript has 4 exons. Lineage: Eukaryota; Viridiplantae; Streptophyta; Magnoliopsida; Fabales; Fabaceae.
UGAAGCAUAAAGGCUACCUAAGCUAAGAUGCAUAAGUCAAAAGCAGAGGAAAACUAAAGCAAAAAUCUAAAAACAAACAACUGAUUAAAAUUCCUCAGCUUCUGACAGACAACAUCUGCAGAUUAAGUUUGUGACAGGUAAGCAUCUCACUUUUUUUACCGUUUUCUUGUUCCUUGCACAACCAUGUGAUCAUUGCACAAAAAAUGUAUCAUAGAUCUACCCUUUAUUCCUUCUUCAGGAUGGUUUCAAGAGCAGCAAUACUAUUACUCAUGGGUCUUCUGGGAAUGUUUUACCAGGCCACUCAACUUCCUCCACCAAAUCGUACUAAUGAUUCAACACAUGAUGUUCCAGUUUCACCAAGAAUCAAACUCAGUGAUGGAAGGUACCUUGCUUAUAGAGAAAGGGGUGUUCCCAAGGACAAAGCAAAACACAGUAUCAUCAUUGUGCACGGCUUUGGAAGCUCCAAAGAUAUGAACUUUUUGGCAUCCCAAGAACUCAUAGAUGAACUGGGUGUAUAUAUUCUGCAAUAUGAUCGGGCUGGGUAUGGAGAGAGUGAUCCAAACCCCAAACGCUCACUGAAAAGUGAAGCACUUGACAUUGAAGAGCUUGCUGAUCAGUUACAGAUAGGGACAAAAUUUUUUGUGAUUGGAGUCUCAAUGGGAUCACACGCUACCUGGAGCUGUCUGCACUACAUCCCAAACAGGCUAGCAGGUGUGGCUAUGAUAGCCCCAGUGAUAAACUAUAAGUGGCCUUCCCUUCCUGAGAGCCUAAUAAAGGAGGACUAUAGGAGGAAACUUAUCCAAUGGGCUAUGUGGCUUGCAAACUAUUCUCCUAGACUAUUGCACUGGUGGGUGACACAAAAGUGGCUCCCUUCAAAUUCUGUCAUAGAAAAAAACCCAGCAUUCUUCAACAAAAGAGAUAUAGAUAUUUUAAAGACAAUCCCUGGGUUUCCAAUGCUUACCAAGGACAAAUUAAGGGAACAAGUUGUUUUUGACACUCUAAGGGGUGACUGGAUGGUGGCCUUUGGCAAUUGGGAAUUUGAUCCAAUGAAGCUAUGUAAUCCAUUCCCUCAGAAUAGAAGUUCAGCUCACAUUUGGCAAGGCUAUGAAGAUAAGGUAGUGCCCUCUCAAAUCCAAAGAUUUGUUUCAGGGAAGCUUCCUUGGGUACAUUACCAUGAAGUUCCAGAUGGUGGGCAUUUGAUUGUGCACUAUAGUGGCCUAUGUGAGGCCAUUUUGAGGGCACUUUUACUUGGAGAAGAAAAUAUGUCAUAUAGACCUAGACCAGCAGUGUUUGUAUCUUGAUUUGGCAUGUUUUCUUAAUACAAUAUGUUUAUUGUUGCUUUAUUUUUUAGGAGAAUGGCAAAUUUGUAAAUCAAUUCGUUGGUUUUAGGAGGAAAAUGUCAUAUAUGUAAAUUACUUUUUUCAACAUUAUCUUCAUUAUUAGGUGAAAUCUAAUGCUGACCUACAUUAAGAGUUUAUCAUUUUAUUUAGUUGAAUCAACAUGAUAUUUCACUCAAUAAUAAAAGAGUGUUGCU